AUGGCAGAUAGUGAAAUUAAAAGGCAUAUCAAUUCACCACGUGGUGAUUUGAUACACCACGGUGGCUAUUCUCCUGCAAAACAAGAACAAUACUCUCAAUAUUUAAAGAAACUCCGUCAGGAUUUUGUUGAGUCAUGGGAUGAUAAAUCUGAAAGUAAUGCAAAGUUGAAUGAUUUUGAAAGACAAAAAGUUUUAGGAACAGGAGCAUUUGGUAUUGUUUUUCUUGUAAAGCAUAUUGUAACAGGUAAAUAUUAUGCUAUGAAAAUGCUCGAAAAAGAGAAAAUUGUUAGAUUGAAACAAAUUGAGCACAGCUACUACGAAAAAAAGAUUCUCUGUGGCUUAAAUUUUCCUUUUGUUGUUUACAUGAAAUACUAUUUUAAGGAUAACGUUUAUCUUUAUUACGUUCUACCUUUCAUAGCCGGUGGGGAAAUGUUUUCACAUUUACGUAAAAUGGGCAAGUUUGAAGAAACUUCUGCAAAAUUUUACGGAGCACAAGUUAUACUAGCUUUAGAAUAUCUGCACGCUUGUGAAUUAGUAUAUCGAGAUCUAAAGCCCGAGAAUAUAUUAAUAGAUCGUACAGGUUAUAUCAAAAUUACUGACUUCGGUUUCUGUAAGCUUAUCCGCGGUAGGACUUGGACACUUUGCGGUACUCCAGAAUAUUUAGCACCCGAAAUCAUUCUAAGCAAAGGCUAUGGAAUGUCAGUCGACUGGUGGUCCCUAGGGGUAUUACUUUUCGAAAUGAGUGCCGGGCAUCCACCAUUUUUUGCUUCAGAUCCAAUGAGAAUUUAUGAAAAAAUUGUGGCAGGAAAAUAUAGAUGUCCAUCACAUUUUUCUGUUGAAUUAAAAGAUAUAAUAGGACAUGUUUUACAAGUCGACACAACAAGACGUUACGGAACUCUUAAAGACGGCGUAUUGGAUUUUAAAAAUCAUAAAUGGUUUAGAGAAAUCGAUUGGGAUAGUAUUUUGAAUAGUCGCAUACAUCCGCCGUUUUUUCCAAAGAUACGUUCACCAGGCGACACCGCUAAUUUCGAUGUUUUUGAUGAAGAAAAAAUUAAAGACAGUCCAGUAUGUCUUUAUGAAGAAGAAUUUGCUGAUUUUUAA
Molecule: messenger RNA, 1101 nt
Organism: Bombyx mandarina (wild silkworm)
Lineage: Eukaryota; Metazoa; Arthropoda; Insecta; Lepidoptera; Bombycidae
Product: cAMP-dependent protein kinase catalytic subunit alpha
Biological process (GO): protein phosphorylation
Cellular component (GO): nucleus; cytosol; cAMP-dependent protein kinase complex
Molecular function (GO): ATP binding; cAMP-dependent protein kinase activity
Source: RefSeq, a predicted model, not a curated record